UCUACAUUUACUUCCACAAGAAAGAAAUGAACAUCAAAUUCCUUGCUUCACUUAGGAGGCAAAAAAUUGUAAAUGCAAAUGCAAAAGCCAUUAUCUUUGAUGCCUUGCUUCCCUAAUUAUUCUACAUCUACUCCUACGAGUUUCUUAUAUGAGCCAUAUUUCUUUCAUUCGGUGUUCUGCAACAUCAUAUCCUAACAAAACAUGACUUUUGCCUGUGUCACCCGUUGCAGAAACGCGCCUGAUUUUUCUCAUUUCAACCCAACUACUCUCACCCAUGCAGGCCAUUUAAUCAGCCGAACAAACCUAAUUAUACCUAAAAGGAACGAUGUUGUGUUCAACCUUUCCGGGCUGAAAAACGUGAAAACAUGUAUCAACCGCCGGAAGAAGUCUGAGAUGAUUCCAAGAUUGGCAGCGGACUCGGAAGCCGAUAUUGAAGGUCAUUCCUUGUCAGAUGUCAUCCACGGAUUUUACACAUGCAUCAAUAAAAAUGACAGGAAAGGGUUAGAAGAUCUGAUCUACAGAAACUGUAUACUCGAAGAUUCCUCUUUCCCCUACGUUAUCCAAGGGAAGAAGGACGUUAUAAACUUGUUUAUUCAACUUGCAGAAUCCAUGGGUGAGAACGUGGAGUUCAAACUAGGAACACUAUGCGAAGGAGAUGAGCUUACAGCUUCCGUAAACUGGCAUCUGGAGUGGAUGGAUGACCAAAUCCCUUUCUCAAGAGGAUGCAGCAUUUUCCAGUGUACAAAUGAAGGUGAAAAGCUUGUUAUAAGGAAAGCUCAGAUUAUAACGGAAUCACCCAUAAAACCGGGUAUAUUUGCCAUGGCCCUGCUUAAGAUGGUAACAUCAUUUUUCAACGACUUUCCUAGCGUUGCGAAAUGGAUUUUAAGAAGUCCACACACCAUACUCCAAGCAAUGUUGAAUAUGUAUGGCCUUUUCUUAGCUCCUAUUAUCAAUCCUGUUCUUACAUUCUACAUUACCCUAUGGAAAUUUAUUGCUCGGAUACUUGGAUACGUUAUAAGUUUCCUGCACGUAAUUGGGAAAUAUUUCAACAAAAAGUCCUCAACUGAUGACAACGAUAGCAAUACCUCAAGCUUGAAAAUCGACCAAGGACCUAGUAGUUUGCCUUGACAAAGUCAUGAAUCAUUGUUGCUGUCCUGCUUCAACCAAGGAUUCAUAAGGGUGAGGGCGACAA
Messenger RNA from Amaranthus tricolor (Joseph's coat), 1192 nucleotides. RefSeq lists its product as uncharacterized. The transcript is spliced from 6 exons. The record is from RefSeq and is a predicted model, not a curated record. Lineage: Eukaryota; Viridiplantae; Streptophyta; Magnoliopsida; Caryophyllales; Amaranthaceae. The coding region runs from base 202 to 1128 and encodes 308 amino acids.